AUGGAUCAGGUAUUUAAAUUAGCUGACGGUCCGCCAUAUGGUCACCUGAAUAUGGAAGUAAGCUUGUGGGCAAUUGAGUUGUUGAUGAAAGAACGAGCAAGAGAAAUUGUUCAGCGAUGUGGAUGUCGGCUACAUGAGACACAUGGUUUGCCAUGUAAAUGUAAGAUGGAUGCACUUAGUGAUGCCGGCAUGGAGUUACACCCUCACCACUUACAUCGAUUCUGGUCAUCUUUGGUGUAUGAGAGUCCUCCUGAUGGUGCAAAAUGGGAGGACCAUGAUGCCACUGAGCGUGAAAUUUUUGCAGCCAUGGUGGAGGAUGUGUACAGGCAAGGACCAGCUGCUGUCCGGAAGGCAUCUCAGUUACUACUCCCUCAUAUUCGUCCACAAGUUGCAGGCCUAUUAGAGCCUAGAGAGUCAGAGGCUCCAAAGGGACGCCCACCAAAGAGGUCGAACACUAGAGAUCCUUCUUGGUUUGAGCAUGAGAGGACACGAACGGCAAAGAGGAGAAAAACAAAUGAGAACACGAGAAAGACACACAAGACGACUCCUGCAGGAGGUGUCUCGAAAAGUCAGCAUAUGCAAGUCCACAAUGAGAGAAAUGUUUGUCCUUAUCUCCGUUAUAUCCCACUUAGCGUCCGCCCUCUUCUUAGAGGUUGGUUUGACCCAAAACCAGACGGGCAAUGUGGUUUUCGAGCCAUGUCACAUGUGAUUUAUGGAGACGAGGAACAAUACUUACAAAUGAGGCAAAAUCUUGUCACAGAAAUCAAUGAUCAUAGGUCUAUCUAUGAGGGGGUUUAUCUUUACAGAGAUGGAUCGUUGGAGGCAACACGUCAUAGGCUGGGUCGUCGGACUGCUGGGAGUUGCACACAAGAGUAUUGGUUUGAGGAGGUGGAUUUGCUGACAUUCGCAACCCUAUACAACUGUGCAAUUGUUGUUUAUGGACUGUAUAAUGAACGAACCACGUAUGGGUACACAGUCUUACCUUUGACGGCGCCGGAAGGGGUCACUCAACCUAGUCAAGUUAUAACUCUUGCUUUUACUGGGGCACAUUGGGUGCGACUAUAUUUUGGCGAAGUUGAUGGGGUCACACCAAUACCUCAUUUUAGUCCACAGUGGUCUCACUUUCGGGAUAUGCUAAGAAUUGCUGAUUGGGAUUCGUUAUACGAGCCAGGGCGACAAUUGUAUGUCGAUCUCGGAGGACAUCAUCCAGCCAAUGACGAUGACAAGAGUGAUUAA
Molecule: messenger RNA, 1236 nt
Organism: Linum tenue
Lineage: Eukaryota; Viridiplantae; Streptophyta; Magnoliopsida; Malpighiales; Linaceae
Source: the annotation of a GenBank genome assembly